CACAAGCCACUUCCCCCUGCCCCCUCCCCUCCUGCGCCGUCAUGAGCAGGGGGCUCCCGCCGCUCGUGCGUCUCCCGCGAGGAGCGCGCGCGCGGUGCCCGCGGAUGCGUCAAGAGUCGCCUGGAACCAGCGCCGAGUUCGAAGAAUCGCCGUGACCGGCAGCCACCAUAACGAUCGCAACCACGGAGCAGAACGGACCUCUGUGACCAGAAGCGCCUCGAGUCUGGGCCUCCUUAGGACCACUUCCAAGAGCAAGGGGGGUCAGAAGGAACAACCGCGAGUCUGCUCUCGACACCGAGACCACACCUGAGAACGACGGGGAACAGCUGAGUCAACAGGACCACGUGCGCGUCUGUCUGUCUGCCUGAUCGAGGAGCGAGAGUGCCUGGCUCCACCUACUUGACCCGACUUUGAGCUGCACCUCGAGGACCGGCACCUGGGAGAACCAGCGGCACUCGAGUGCGGGAGCAGCAGCAGCAGUAGGAGGAGGAGAGAGCGUGGACGUGAAGCCGCUCGGGAGACAGGUGGAGCCAGGAGGAGCCGUCAGGAGCCACCUGGAGCCAGGAGGAGCCGUGAGGACCCCGGUGGGAACAUGGAACGGGGUCUGUCGUCACCGCUCGGUCCCCUGAGACGUCUUCUCCUCCUCGUCCUUCUCACGCAGCUGCUGUGGACCUCCGCAUCCUCCAUCUCGUCGCAGGUGGACGAGGACUGCGAGUUCCUGAGCGACGGGAUCAAUAUCACGGGCCCCGUCUGUAACAGCACCUUGGACGAGAUCGAGACGUGCUGGCCCAGCACGCCGGUCGGCCAGGUGGUGUCUCGGCCUUGCCCGGAGUUCUUCAACGGCGUGCGGUACGAGAUUCACAGAACCGUAUACCGAGAGUGUCUGGAGAAUGGGACAUGGGCGCUCAUUUCAAACUACUCGGAGUGUAAGCCCAUCGUGGAAAACAAGACGGAAAGUUUCCACUACGAGGUGGCGCUCAUCAUCAACUACCUGGGCCACUGCAUCUCCCUCGCGGCCCUCGUCAUCGCCUUCCUCCUCUUCAUGGGGCUCAGGAGUAUCCGAUGCCUAAGAAACAUCAUCCACUGGAACCUGAUCAGCACCUUUAUCCUGCGCAACUCCAUGUUCUACACCCUGCAGCUGAUCGACUUCCGAACGCAAGAAGCCAACGAGCCCUGGUGCCGCGUGGUCAGCACCAUCUACAACUACUUCCACGUGACCAACUUCUUCUGGAUGUUCGGCGAGGGCUGCUACCUGCACACGGCCAUCGUCAUGACCUACUCCACGGACAAGCUGCGCAAGUGGGUCUUCCUGUGCCUGGGCUGGGGUGUUCCGUGUCCCAUCACGGUUGCCUGGGCUCUGGGCAAGCUGUACUAUGAAAACGAGAAGUGCUGGCUUGGGAAAACAGCGGGGAAACACAUCGAUUACAUUUACCAGGGCCCGGUUAUCCUUGUCCUCCUGAUAAACUUCGCGUUUCUUUUCAACAUUGUGAGAAUUCUCAUGACAAAGUUGCGCGCUUCAACGACCUCAGAGACAAUCCAGUACAGGAAAGCCGUCAAGGCCACCCUGGUGCUGCUCCCUCUGCUCGGAAUCACCUACAUGCUCUUCUUCGUGAACCCUGGCGAGGACGACACCUCCCUGAUCGUCUUCAUUUACUUCAACUCCAUCCUGCAGUCUCUGCAGGGUUUCUUUGUUUCUGUCUUUUACUGUUUUCUAAACGGAGAGGUGCGGUCAGCGGUGCGGAAAAGGUGGCACCGCUGGGAGGACAAGCACAGCCUGCGCGCACGGGUCACGCGUGCCAUGUCCAUCCCCACGUCGCCGAGCCGCAUAAGCUUUCACAGUGUGAAGCAAACCACGGCUGUCUGAUUACGUCCCAGCCCCAGCCUGCUGCUGCGACAGCCGGGAAGAGGCCCCCUCCAGCCAAUGCUCCCUAAUGACGCAUAGAUAGGGCAAGGGGUAAUGUAAUAUACUUUUACAUGUAUACUCGAUGCUGUACUGUACAUUGUUGGAAAGAGAUUGCGUUCGAAUGAGAUUAUAUUUCUGGAAAAAGUGCAGUUUUCGGUAAAAAAAAAAAGUGCUAUUCAGUUUUUCAGAGUCUCAAUUUUUGGUUCUAAGUAUACUAAUGUAAGUCAAUGCAAGCUUGGAAACGGGUAAAAAAAAAAUUUCAUCCUGUCGGAGACAGCUAAAAGACUGAAUCCGUGCUGCGUUUAAACCGCGAAUUGGCCAGUGUAUCCACAAAGCACCAGCGAUGCCACAAAGCCCGCUCUUCAACAGCGGGUGGCGAACCCAGGUGGUGAGAAGCUCCUAGGCUGUGGAACUUCAUCGACGGAUACGCGGGCCAUUGUAUGCAGGAGUUGUCAUUAACAUUCAAGGCAGGUACAUCGGGCGCAUUAGCUGGAUUAACGAACUGAUGUAAUGUAGUGGGGAGCGUUGUAGAAUGAAAUAGGAUAAUUGGCAGCGCAGGAGAGCUUAAUACCCUUGGAGAAAGGGGUAUUUUACAUUAAGGGUGGUGCUAUCGCACUUAAGCUCCCGGUCAAUAUCAAGGCGGAGAAGCACUGACAAAUGCGAUGACCAGCACUACUGGAUGCAGUCAAUGUUCUCCCCACUGCGUUUUUGAUGUAUAACAAGUGAUGGGUGUAAACAGGCGCGUGCGUGCGUGCGUCACUGAGAGCAUGCCUCGCCGCGAGCUCUGUGGUGUUCGUGGGCUGGAGGGGAAUGAUGCUGCUGCUGCUGUUGUGUUAUGGCCGCUUCGGAGUAGCUGUGCACAGGGACAGUCUGUCCCAUCAGCAGUACAGUACCUGCAUUCACAAUAAGCUCCCGUGUGUGGGCCCCUGGGAGACCAGCAGGACCCACGCAAGGUAGUUGCUUCUGUUACCAAUUUUGGCAGUUUCUGAUAAAAUAAAAACAAUGCUUUAAUGUGUACUUUGUCGGCACCAACAACAUUCCUCUUUUCAUCCGAGACAGGGGAAAACCCUACGUUAAUUUUAUAUUUAAUCAAAUAUAUACUAUACGUACACGUGGCGGUAUAACACGUGAAUACUGUGUCUGGGGGCCUGUAGGUUUUUUUUUUUACAGAGGUCAAUUAGCUCCUUAGACCCCUAUUAACUGUGCAGUCCUUGAAAAUGUCAAAUUAGAUUAGCAAUCGCCACACUGACGAGAGGAAAAUAGGGUUUUAAAACAUGUUUGCCAAUUCAUGUGAACCAAUGACAGCUUUUUUUUGUCUCAAAAAAUGUUUUAAUUUUUGUAAAAAAAAAAAAUCUCAACUCAAACUUGCUGCAGUGCCAUAGACAGAGUGGUCCAACGAGAGUGGGGGGGGGGGGGGUUGCACUUGGCGGCUUGUGUUGGCUGUGCUGCGUCGCACUUAAGUAUGCAGGGUGUCGCGUUAACAGCGUCGGGGUACGGCUGCGGCCUCACCACCGUUAUGAGAGCGAUGAUGUCGUGGUGGCUGUGUCGAAGUGUGCGCUUGAGGAUGUGUGCUUCAGGUUGUACAAUCGAGUGAGUGCAUAGUGUGCCGCUCUCUAUCACUUAAUCCAUAUAGUGCAUAUAUUGUAUUGACUGAUUAAGUGGGUUACAUCUUAAAGUUGUCCUCUGUUACCGGUAACUUUCGCUGGAGGAAACUGUUUUACACUUUUACGCAUAUUUUUUACUGUCGCUUAAGCAAAUCAUGGCAGCAAUAUUAACAAGAUAAUACAUUUGGCAUGUAGGUUAAAUCGUGCGGAGUAGUGUGUUCGCUGUGUUGUUGGUAUAGCUGCAAACAGCUGUAAAAUUACAAAGAAACCAGGGACUGUAGCUGCAGCCCUGUUGCAGUUGAAGGCACUGGCCCAGCCCAGUGUCUUCUAGCCCAGAGGUUUCCCAGCCUGUGGUUUUCAGACGACCAGUGGUCACAAGGCCGUGGGAAGCAGUCCGUGCAGCUACUACGAUUUAAAGUAGUUUAAAACAUUUUAAAAAAUAUAUAUAUACAUUGUUGGUGCAUCGUGUGUUGUGAAAAAUGUCUAGAAACGUUGGGAACACUUACAAUCUAAGCCAAUGGUCAUUGCUUAACGUCAGGAUAUUUAAUUUGUAUUUGUUUUAUAACACACUCAUGGUGGUGCCGAUUUAUCCCGUGUGAGUCGGUUGUCAGCACAGGUUUGGUGUCGGUGUGCGAGGUGGCGCCUCUCUAUUCAAACGACUGCCAUUAAUGGCAGGUGUGUAACAUUUUUUUAUAAACAUGAUGUGGCAGCUACACGUGUACUAGUGGGGUAGGUUUUUGUUUUGUUGUGCUUGUGCUGUAUGCCUCUCCGAUGUGGUUUUUUUUUGGUUGUACCGAAUGUUGUGCGGCCACAAAGUUUCGUACAAAAUGUCGCUCUAAAUUCAGUUUCUGAAGAAACUGCCAGCAAGAACACAAUGGAGAGCUCAACACCUACGUUGAAUCAAAUGUAUCAUCACCUUACAGCGGUUUGACAGCCAGAAAUCACCGUAACGGUUACAAGUAGAACAUCAAAUAGUCACUGGAACAUUCUCAUCCAAGGUUACACCGCGACGUAUCAACGUAGAAUACAAGCUGGGGGUACUCAAAGUCGCUAAAAAUAAUUACCGGAUUACAAUGUGGGUCUUUUUUUGUGUGUGUGUCUAUGAAUUGCAAAUAACGGUGCGACCACGUCUGAGAAUUGACCAGCGCGCUAUGCUGCUGCUCGCAAUGAGCGGCGUGACGGUUGAUUCUGAUCGUCAACGAGGGGUUUGUGGGGCAUUUCACGCUUUUCUUGCUUGAAACAUUAUAAAUGAGUUGUCCGUUCAAAGCGGUGAGGGGGGGGUCUAAUUAAGGAUCGUACUCGCGUGACAGCGAAUGCUUUGGGUUGAAUUGCUGGGGGCCGUUAACAUGGCCUUGUUGUUUAACACAAAGUCAAUGGGGGCACUUCGACAGAAGCGACGCUGGGCAGGAGCCCAUUUGGCUCGUGGCGGUGAAUGUGCACGCACAGAGGCACUGUGCCCAUCGCCCAUCACAAGUCACGCAGCGGUCGCUGACUUCACCGGGAUGGACGGCUGACACACUCUGGAAGAAGAGAGCUGCUGCUGCUGCGUUGUAGUUCGGUAUAUAUCUGUGUGUGUGUGUAAAAAAAGAAGAGGCCAGACUUUGUGUACAUACGUUUUUAUUAUUAUUAGAACAGCAGCUUUGCCGCCGCGGUGUUGAAUAUUAAGAAAGUGGAAAGUGGCCCGAUGAGGCGCUAUUACUAUUUUUAUACCACUCGUCGCAUCCUCGUGAGAGAGUUUCACUCGCGUGCGUGAUUACGACUGCAGUUUAUGCAGUACUGUGUUGUUAUUACGACAAAAUACUGUCGGCGGAUUUGAUGAAUUCUCUCUCUUGCUCUAUAUGCCGCACACAUGCAUUUUUUUGGGAGAAAUACAUUUUGGAAGAACACACACAUAUAUAAUGAGCACACGCCAUAUUUCUCUGAAUUCAUUUAAACGUAUGCAUUGUUUACGUUGUAUAUGGACGUGUCAAUUAUUUAUCUGUUUAAAGUGAUAGGUGCGCUGUGUAAUUUAUUGCCCCGUGAACGUGGUAUGAUACCUCCUCAAUAAAAGUUCCGUUUUGCACCA
Messenger RNA from Lethenteron reissneri (Far Eastern brook lamprey), 5572 nucleotides. Its product is annotated as corticotropin-releasing factor receptor 1-like. The record is from RefSeq and is a predicted model, not a curated record. Lineage: Eukaryota; Metazoa; Chordata; Hyperoartia; Petromyzontiformes; Petromyzontidae. Gene Ontology annotation, cellular component: dendrite; axon terminus; plasma membrane. Gene Ontology annotation, molecular function: corticotrophin-releasing factor receptor activity; peptide hormone binding; corticotropin-releasing hormone receptor activity. Gene Ontology annotation, biological process: cell surface receptor signaling pathway; adenylate cyclase-modulating G protein-coupled receptor signaling pathway; long-term synaptic potentiation.